Candidozyma duobushaemuli is the source of this 7233-nucleotide messenger RNA. RefSeq names its product phosphatidylinositol kinase-related protein kinase (gene TOR1). The transcript is spliced from 2 exons. Gene Ontology annotation, molecular function: protein serine/threonine kinase activity; protein-containing complex binding; protein binding. Gene Ontology annotation, cellular component: nucleus; TORC2 complex; TORC1 complex. NCBI's taxonomy places the organism in Eukaryota, Fungi, Ascomycota, Pichiomycetes, Serinales, Metschnikowiaceae. The record is from RefSeq and is a predicted model, not a curated record. Bases 1 to 7233 code for a protein of 2410 amino acids. Gene Ontology annotation, biological process: negative regulation of macroautophagy; TOR signaling; protein phosphorylation.
AUGUCUUCGUCCGCACAGGUCCAGGUUGUGGACGGCGUGGCACUCAAUCAAAUAUUCAAUGGGCUUAAGCUGGCCAAAGAAGAAGAACGCACGAGAAGUGCUUUAGAACUACGCAGUUUCCUUGCCUCUAUAGCGAGAGAUCUUACAGGAGAACAGUUCAACAGAUACAACAAUGAAAUCAACAAAACCAUUUUUGACCUACUACAAAGCAAAGACGCUGCUCAAACUUUAGGAGGAAUUGCGGCGCUCAAUGCGUUGAUAGACUUUGAUAGCGGUGUGGGUGAAGAAAACGCUACCAAGACUGCUCGUUUUCUGAACUACCUUAGUUCGUUCAUCCUUUCCAACGAUCUCAAAAUCAUGAAGGAGGCCACAAAAACGUUGGGUAAAUUGGCGACUCCGGGUGGCACGUUGACAGGAGACUUUGUUGAUUUCGAGGCCAAGAGAGCUAUCGAAUGGCUUCAAAGCGACAACCGCCAACACGAAAAUAGACGGCAUGCUGCCAUCUUGAUUCUUACAGCAUUAUCUGAGAAUGCCCCGCUACUACUCCAGGGAUACAUCAACCAGGUUCUCGAACACAUUUGGGUGCCUCUUCGAGACCACAAGCUUAUUAUACGGAAUGACGCGGCUAUUACACUCCAACGAUGCAUUUCAAUCAUUUACUCGAGAGAAGUCGAAGUUAGAAGACGUUGGGUCCAUCUUUUAAUUGACCAGGCGUCAUCUAUCUUGGGCCGCUCCGAUGCAAUGGAAAAAUCGAGUUCACACGAUAGCAAUGGACUUGCAGCGGGUUAUAGCUUGAUUACAACGGCACUGUCACCAUCCAACGAGACGAUUCAUGGAGCCUUGCUUGUGUACAGAGAGCUACUCAGAUAUCACAAUGAUCCAUAUAUCAAGUCUAUGUUUGGGACAAUCUACGAAAAUGUCUCACUUUACAAGGGACACAAAAUAUCGUACAUCAGGCAAGAGCUCACGAAAAUCUACCCCAUUUUAUGCCGUGUUAACCCCGAGUUAUUCGUGGAGAAAUAUUUGCAUCGCACAUUGUAUUACUACCUCACUCAACUAAAAAAGUACAAAAAUAUGCAUAAUGAGGCUAGCAACCGUGACAAAUCUGCAAUUUUGGAAAGCAUUGGUCUACUUGCAUUGGAAGUUGGCAACCAGAUGGCUACAUACUUAGAUGCUAUCUUGGACAAUAUCAGAGAUGGUCUCUCCUAUCCAGCAAACUCUAGUGUCCAGCUGAUAUUGUCAGACGUUGUCACUAAGGGUGAAACUUCUGGAGCAGCGCUCUCAUCCGUUUCCGCAUCAACUUCAGGAUCAGCAAAGUAUCGGGCCUCUAGAAAAGACACUGAACCCGCUAUCUUCGAUUGCAUUGGCAAAUUGUCUAUAGCAGUUGGCCCAGCACUUACAAAACACUUACAACGUGAUAUUUUGGAUAUGAUGUUCAGCAACUGUUCUUUAUCAGGACACAUGGAAAAUGUAUUGCAGACGCUUAUCACAAACAUUCCCUCGCUUAGAGUUACGGUGGAAAAGAAGCUUCUCAACCUCUUGAGUUUGGUGCUCUCUGGAAAGACGUUCCAACCGCCAGGCUCGCCUUACGGCUCCACUAAGAUAAACGAAUCAUUGGCUCGUGACUUCAGGUUGAUAAUGAUAUCCAGAGACACAGGAAUGAGCGUUAGCAAUAUUCUCAACAAUCCUGAGACCUGCCGUGCUCAUGACAGCGAGCUUGUUGUUCAUGCAUUGAAAAUUCUCUCACACUUUGAAUUUCAGGAUUACCAAUUGAACGAGUUCGUCAGGUAUUGCAUCAUCACCUACCUUGAUAGUGAUAGCGCAAAGAUUCGUCAAACAGCCACAUCAACAUCGUGCAAGAUAUUCAAUAAGGAUCCAAUAUGUCAUCAGAUGAGUGUGAAUGCUCUUGACGCUGUGAAUGAGAUCGUCGAAAAGUUAUUGUGUGUGUCCAUCACGGAUCCGGUAGCUGAAAUAAGAAUUGAGGGAUUGACUUGUCUUGACAGGGCAGGAAAUUUCGAUCCCCAAUUAUCUCAAGCAUACAACGUGAAACAACUUUUCGUCGCUCUAAACGAUGAAGUCUUCAGCGUUCGGAAAGUUGCUGUCAAAAUAUUGGGAAGGCUCUCGGCCAUCAACCCUGCUUAUAUCGUUCCCUCCCUCAGGAAAACUUUGAUUCAACUCUUAUCUAGAUUGGACUAUGCCAAUACGAGUCGAAAGAAGGAAGAAGCUGCUACUCUUUUGUCAGUCUUAAUUGUUCAUUCAAAAGAGCUUACAAAACCGUACAUCAAACCAAUUGUUGAAGCUUUACUCCCACGCACAAAAGAUCCCAGCUCAUCUGUUGCUGCAGCUGCUAUUAGCUGCAUUGGCGAGGCUUCUGUGGUGGCCGGAGAAGAUAUCAAACCGUUCCUCUCCGAGCUCAUGCCGCUAAUAUUGGAUACUUUCCAGGAUCAAAGCUCAUCAUACAAACGUGACGCUGCGCUCAAAGCUCUUGGUCAAUUGGCAAGUUCAUCUGGGUAUGUCAUCCAACCUUUGCUAGACUAUCCACAAUUGUUGGGUACUCUUGUCAGCAUUCUCAAAUCGGAGACGUCACCUCGUAUUAGGAGAGAAACGGUUCGUCUUCUCGGUAUAUUAGGUGCGUUAGAUCCCUACAAGCAUAGAGAGGUCGAGCAGACCUCCCAAAAGAUUCCUGUUGAGCAGAACGCCCCACCUGUUGAUAUCGCACUCUUAAUGCAAGGCAUGUCUCCAUCGCACGAUGAAUACUACCCUACUGUGGCCAUCAAUAACCUCAUGAAGAUUUUGAAAGAUCCCUCCUUAAGUUCACAUCACAACAAGGUGAUACAGGCAAUUAUGUACAUCUUUCAGACUUUGGGUUUGCGAUGUGUUUCAUUUCUUCCGCAAAUCAUUCCUGGUGUUAUCAAGGUGAUGCAUACAUGUCAAGCUAGCAUGCUCAAGUUUUAUUUCCAGCAAUUGGGCGCUCUCAUUCUUAUUGUCAAGCAGCAUAUUCGACCAUUCUUGGGUGAUAUUUUCGCCAUAAUCAAGGAGUUCUUCAACAGCAUCACAAAUGUUAAUAUCCGAGUCAUCAUCAUUCAUUUGAUCGAAUCGAUCUCGAAAGCAUUGGAGGGAGAGUUCAAGAUUCAUCUCCCAGACAUCUUACCUCUCAUGUUGAAUUUGAUCGAGGAAGACAAAUCUACGGAGCGAGAGCCCACGAUCCACGUCUUGAGAAGCUUCGUUGUCUUCGGUAGCAAUAUUGAAGAGCACGUUCAUAUUGUUGUUCCAACUAUCGUGAAGAUGUUUGAGGUUGGUCCUACGAAUUUGCGCAAAGCUGCCAUCGAGACAAUUGGCAAAUUGUCAAGGAACAUCACACUUUCAGACAUGGCAUCAAGAAUUGUUCAUCCGCUUUUGCGAGUACUUGGAGAGGGCAAUGAGGAGCUUUCUCAGGCUUGUAUGAACACGCUUUGCUGUUUAAUCCUAAGCUUGGGCAAUGAAUUCAUUGUGUUUUUCCCCGUCAUAGAAAAAGUCUUGAUACUGAGAAAGAUCAACUCGGUGAUGUUUGAGCAACUAGUUGCAAAGAUAUUGAAUGGUGACCCACUACCUACCAACUUCAAUGUGUACAAGGACCACGACUUGCACAUGUCUCACUUUGAUCUUCCAGAUAUCGAUAUGCCCUCCAAAAAGCUUCCUGUAAAUCAGGCUGCAUUGAAAGCAGCUUGGGAGUCAUCUCAGCGAAACAAUACCAAGGAAGAUUGGCAGGAAUGGAUCGGAAGAUUGAGUAAGGAAUUGCUUAAGCAAAAAAUUCAUCAGAUCCUUCUUAAUUUGGCAGAGUUUAUGGAGCACGAUGACAAAUCUUUACCUAUCGCCAUCACAGCUCUCGGCCAGUACGCUCAAAGGUGUCACGCAUACGCCAAGGCGUUGCACUACAAGGAGCUCGAGUUUUAUGAGGAACCAACUACGCCAACUAUCGAGGCCUUGAUCUCGAUCAACAAUCAGCUUCAACAAUCGGAUGCUGCUGUUGGUAUUUUGAAGCACGCACAGAUGCACCAUGAUCUUCAGUUGAAGGAAACUUGGCACGAGAAGUUGCAACGUUGGGAUGACGCUUUACGAGCUUACAAUGAGAGAGAGAAACUUGAACCAGACAACAUGGAGAUUGUUAUGGGUAAGAUGAGAUGUUUGCAUGCAUUGGGAGAAUGGGAUCAGCUCUCCGAAUUGGCGCGUUCGAAGUGGAAUUCUUCCACAGGCGACAUCAAGAGAAACGUGGCACCAUUAGCCGCCGCUGCUGCUUGGGGUUUGGGUCAAUGGGACAGAAUGGAUGCUUAUAUCAAGGUCAUGAAGUACGAAUCACCGGAUAAGGCCUUUUUCAGCGCUAUUUUGAGUCUUCAUCGCAAUAACUUUGAGGAGGCAUCGAAUCAUAUCCUCAACGCCCGUGAUUUAUUGGUUACAGAGAUCACCGCAUUGGUGAGUGAGAGUUACAAUAGAGCAUAUGGCGUUGUUGUUAGAGUCCAGAUGUUGGCCGAACUUGAAGAAAUUAUCAGGUACAAAUGCUUGCCUCAGGGAUCUGAGAAACGUGCUCUCAUUAGAAAAACCUGGAACACUCGUCUCUUGGGCUGUCAAAGAAAUGUUGAUAUCUGGCAGAGAAUGCUCAAAGUCAGAGCGCUUGUCAUCAAGCCGAAGCAAGACAUGGAUAUGUGGAUUAAGUUCGCAAAUCUUUGUCGUAAGUCCGGCCGUUUCAAUCUUGCAGAGCAGUCGUUGAACAAUCUUUUGGAAGGAGGCUCUAGUGAAAAUCCUUCAAGAGCGCCUCCUCAAGUUGUGUACGCCCAAUUGAAGUAUAUGUGGGCGAAGGGUCAGCGAAGAGAAGCAUUGCGUCACUUGGUGGAUUUCACCACUCGUAUGUCCCAGGAUCUUGGUUUAAAUCCAAACGAUUUGAUUACUCAGCCAAUUCCUUCCGAUGGUCCUGGUAUCCCGAAGCACGUCGAGGAGUACACCAGACUCUUGGCAAGAUGUUUCUUGAAGCAAGGUGAAUGGCAGAUCGUUCUCAAUAACAACUGGAGAACUGAAACCUCAGAGAUUAUUUUGGGUGCUUAUCUUUUGGCCACUCACUUCGAUGAUAAGUGGUACAAGGCAUGGCACAAUUGGGCUCUCGCCAAUUUUGAAGUCAUCUCACUCUACACUCAGAACAACAGAGGUAACCUCACGACAAAUGUGAUGGAGCAGAAUGACACGGUUGAGAAACAGGCCCAACAGCUGCAAAUGAUAUCGAUGGAGGUUGUUCAGAGACACGUCAUUCCAUCCAUCAAGGGAUUCUUCCAUUCCAUCUCUUUGUCGAACUCGAGUUCUCUUCAGGACACAUUGAGAUUGCUUACGUUGUGGUUCAAGUUUGGCGGAAUCCCCGAAACUGCCAGAGCGAUGACAGAUGGAUUCAAUAUGGUGAAGAUCGAUAACUGGUUAGAGGUGAUUCCUCAGUUGAUUUCGAGAAUCCAUCAACCAAACCAAAUUGUCAGCAGAUCGCUUUUGGGUCUUCUCACCGACCUUGGUAAGGCUCAUCCACAAGCGUUGGUGUAUCCAUUGGCUGUUGCCGUGACAUCUGACUCCGUUAACAGAAAGAAGGCCGCUUUGUCGAUCAUUGAUAAAAUGAGAAUUCACUCUCCAACUUUGGUUGAACAAUCCGAGUUGGUCAGUCACGAGUUGAUUAGAGUCGCUGUCUUGUGGCUUGAACAGUGGUAUGAAGGUUUGGAGGAUGCCUCGAGGUUGUUCUUCGGCGAGCACAAUACAGAAAAGAUGUUUGAAGUUCUUGAGCCAUUGCAUAAGAUGCUUCAGAAGGGCCCAGAGACGAUGAGAGAAGCGUCUUUCAACAAUGCAUUUGGAAGAGAGUUGGCCGAUGCUUACGAAUGGGUUCUCAACUACCGCCGCACAAAGGAUAUCACGAAUUUGAAUCAGGCUUGGGAUGUUUACUACAACGUCUUCCGUCGUAUAAGCAGACAAUUACCACAAUUGCAGAGUCUUGAAUUGCUGUUUGUUUCGCCUAAGCUUGAGGAAGCUCAGAACCUCGAAUUGGCUUUGCCUGGUACUUACGAGGCUGGAAAACCAAUCGUCCUCAUCGUCAGGUUUGAUCCAACCUUCACCGUGAUCUCAUCCAAACAGAGACCAAGAAAACUUGUUUGCAAGGGAAGUGAUGGUAAGGACUACCAGUACGUCCUAAAGGGCCAUGAAGAUAUUAGACAGGAUAAUUUGGUUAUGCAGUUGUUCGGCUUAGUGAAUACGCUUUUGGUCAACGACACUGAGUGUUUCAAGAGGCAUUUGGACAUUCAGCAAUAUCCUGCUAUUCCUUUGUCCCCUAAGGUCGGUUUGUUAGGCUGGGUGCCCAACAGUGACACUUUCCACGUCCUUAUUAGAGAGUACCGUGAAUCACGCAAGAUUUUGUUGAACAUCGAGCACCGUAUCAUGUUGCAAAUGGCUCCUGACUUUGACAGCUUGACGUUAUUACAGAAAGUGGAGGUUUUCACGGGAGCUCUUGACAAUACUAGAGGUCAAGAUUUGUACAAGGUGUUGUGGCUUAAAUCUAAGUCUUCUGAAGCUUGGCUUGAUAGAAGAACUACAUACACGAGAUCUUUAGCCGUGAUGUCCAUGGUGGGUUACAUCUUGGGAUUAGGUGAUAGACAUCCUUCGAACUUGAUGCUUGACAGAAUCACCGGUAAGGUGAUCCACAUUGACUUUGGUGACUGUUUUGAGGCUGCAAUUUUGCGUGAGAAGUACCCAGAAAAGGUACCAUUCAGACUUACUAGAAUGCUUAACUAUGCUAUGGAGGUAAGUGGUAUCGAGGGUUCAUUUAGGAUUACAUGCGAGCACGUUAUGAGGGUCUUGCGUGACAACAAGGAAUCUCUUAUGGCUAUCUUGGAAGCAUUUGCUUACGAUCCAUUGAUCAAUUGGGGUUUCGACUUCCCAACAAAGGCGCUUGCUGAAGCUACGGGAAUCAAGGUGCAGCAGUAUAACACGGCGGAAAUGUUGAAGAAGGGCGAGAUUGAUGACCAGGAAGCCACUCGUUUGAACAAGCAAAACGCUCUUGAAAUCAGGAAUGCCAGAGCGGCUCUUGUGUUGAAAAGAAUCACCGAUAAGUUGACUGGUAAUGAUAUCAAGAGAUUGAAGGGAUUGGACAUCCCUACCCAGGUCGACAAGUUGAUUCAACAGGCUACAAGCGUCGAGAACUUGUGUCAACAUUACAUUGGUUGGUGUUCGUUCUGGUGA